Messenger RNA from Camellia sinensis, 951 nucleotides. RefSeq names its product E3 ubiquitin-protein ligase MPSR1. Gene Ontology annotation, cellular component: cytoplasm. NCBI's taxonomy places the organism in Eukaryota, Viridiplantae, Streptophyta, Magnoliopsida, Ericales, Theaceae. Gene Ontology annotation, biological process: protein ubiquitination. Gene Ontology annotation, molecular function: ubiquitin protein ligase activity. The record is from RefSeq and is a predicted model, not a curated record.
GCCUUACUCCAGUCCAUGACACAUCUGUGCGCAGAAACAUUCUGGACUCUUCCACAACCUUCUUCUCUUCUAGCCCCCCUCUCCUUUCUCUUAAAAUCUUUCUCUAUCCCCUAAUUCCAAUUACUUUCUCAAUCUUCAAUUCAAAUCCUCUUUUUUUCUCUUCUCUCUCAAUUUGAUCGAUCAAUCAACCAGCAAAACAAUGGCGUCGUCCGAUUCCGACAUGCCAUUCGAGCACUCAUCACCUCCCGACGAUCAAACGCAAUUUCGAAACCAAAGCUUACCUUUCCUCCUUCCCUGGAUCUUAGGGCUCGUCACAGCCGCUCCUCCCCAAGACGGUGAGAAUCGAACCGUCUCUGAACGAUUCGUGCUAGUCCAUCCACUCACAGGAGUGCUGAUCAUGAUCGACGGUCUCGGAAGCUUGGAGCUGUCGAGCAAAGACGGGCCGUUACCGGCGUCGAAGGCGUCCAUUGAAGCUAUGCCGGUGGUGAAGGUAGUCGAAGAGGGGUUGGAGUGUGCGAUAUGUUUGGGGGAGUAUGAGGUUGGUGGAGAGGCCAAGGAGAUGCCAUGUAAGCACAGGUACCAUUCGGAUUGUAUCGAGAAGUGGUUGGGGAUGCAUGGAUCGUGCCCGGUUUGCAGGUACAAUAUGCCUGUGGAGGAAGGUGAGGAGAAGAAGAAGGGAGGUGAUGGUAAUGAAGGAGAAAACGGAGCGAGGAGAGCGGAGAGAGAGAUUCAGAUUAGCUUCUUCGUUAGAGGCGGUGGUGAUCGAACCGAUUCGAAUUCGAGUCCAGAAAGCGGUUCUGAUGAUGAUAGUGUUGCAACUGACGAAUCAUCAACUCAAGAUGUGGAAAUUGAAAUUGAUUGAUUGAUUGUGUGUUUGUGAUUCUUUUUGUUUGUUGCUUUUUGUUAAAUUUUUUAGUUGACAAUUCGACAUUGUUUUGUACAGAGGGAUAC